AUGAAAGAGAUUUCAAUUUUUCAUGCCCAAAUUUGUUAUUCCUUAGCAAUUAAUUAGAAUAAUACUUUGAUAUUAGCAGUAGCUGAAUCCGCUAUCAAAGUGUAUACUGUUAGUUCAAGCAAAAUAAAAUAUGUGCAAUUACUAAAAUCUCAUACUUUCGAAGUGUAAACUCUCAAUUUUUUCCCAAAUAAAAUGGAAUUCUUCUUAUCUGGAUCUGUUGAUUCAAAUCUAGUUAUAUGGUCAAAAAACCUUAUGGCACAACCAAAAAUAAUUUAGAAAUUAAAUGGCCAUACUUCAACAGUCUAUACUGUAGUUAUAUAUUGCGAACUUAAAAAUUUGAUUGUUUCAGGGGGGGAUGAUUCUACGAUUAAAUUUUGGACAACAAAAUAAUUAGAUCUAUUUUAAUGGUUUUGUUUUUAAGCAAUUUUUGAAGAUGCUACUUAAGUACUCGCUCUGUCAAUAGAUAAAGAGGGAUAAUAGGUAGUUUCUUGUACUCUUAACUAUUAAAUCUUUGUAAUUGAACAAGAAUAACAUUCCAUUUUUUGGUAUGUGAAGUAAAAAAUAGAUUUAGAAUGGUAUGGCUGUAAGUAUUUGUUUCAUAAGUGA
This is a messenger RNA of Paramecium tetraurelia, 606 nucleotides long. RefSeq lists its product as uncharacterized. The transcript has a single exon. Gene Ontology annotation, cellular component: cytosolic [4Fe-4S] assembly targeting complex. Lineage: Eukaryota; Ciliophora; Oligohymenophorea; Peniculida; Parameciidae. Gene Ontology annotation, molecular function: protein binding. Gene Ontology annotation, biological process: iron-sulfur cluster assembly. The record is from RefSeq and is a predicted model, not a curated record.